GGUAGGUGUAGUUUAGGUGCAAGUGUAGACUGUCUGGCGUGGUCCUCAGGUGACCUCUCCGCUAGACAGUUGCGGAAGAAGGAGCUGAAGACUGAGCACGCGCAUCGUACUUCUUUAGCUGGUUUCUUCGCUCGUCGGUCAGUACUUUGCUUUUUUCUGUCUAAUCCUCCAAGUGACAGUGGUGUUUAUGGUGUCUAUGGCAGUACAAGCCUGGGUGUGUAUGGGACCUUCCUGUGGCGCAUGCGCAUUCGAGGAAAACCAGGAUGUAGCCGUCUCUUGUUAAGGUGAUCGCUGUUGGUAUUUAUAGUUCGGGAGAAACUAAUCCUUGAGUUUUCUAGUAAUGUAAUAAUAACAUUUUUUUUUUUCAAAACGAAAGCUGGAACUAAAUUAAAAAAACAAAUACAAACUGGUGUACAGCCAAACAUGUGUUCAUAAACAGCCGGUGAACGCAGCCACUCGUCUUGUUUAGUAGGAACCGUGCGUCCUCAGGGUCGUGAAAACUAACUUUGAAAACAGUCUGUUGUGACAAAGAUUUAGAUAAAUUAACAUAAUCAGCUCUUCAUGAGACAAUCUCUCACAUUCACAGCUUCUGAUAAAGAAAAUAGAUAACAGGUCCUUUGCUUUAUCCCCUGACUACAACAAGAUCUACAUUGUACGGGCUCCGAAGUCUCAAAACCAUCGCAAGGUAGAAGGUUGGGAGGGGACUCAAUGCCCUAGUGCAGAUAAAAAGAGCAUAACUAACAUCAAAAACAUUUGUGACAGUUCAAGAGUUCAGAAACAUUCGUUCACGGAGCAUUUAGGGAGAAACCAUGUGUGCAAGACAGUCGACAAGCAUUGACCUUAACGACCUGGACUUCACGCAGCUGAGCGCCCUUCACGCGCUCUUCCAGGAAAAUAAAAAUGAAAAGUACGACAAGAAAGGGUUUUGUCUUGCCGUGAAGCAGACUAUAGGACCCAACUUGACAGACCAAGAAAUAGAAAAGUUCUUCGUGAUGGUCAACACCAGGUUUUCGAAAAGCAUUUACUGGUCAGACUUCAUCAGGAGCAUCAAAGGAGUUCAGGAGCGGAUUUAUUUGAAGGACACGUUGGUAAAAUCGGUAUUCUUUGACCCCAAGGUUUCCUUCACUCAAACCAAGCACAGAAAAUCCAUCGUAUCCAUACGCUUUAUGCCUAUCCUCAACCUUCAAAGCGAGGCGAUUGACUACUCCAGGGGGCGCUACGUGAUGCUGGACAAAGAUGGCCUGCUUUCCCUGUGGUCAAUAAGCGUGCGUCCAAUCAGAUAUUAUUGGAUUGGACAUGAUCGCUUUCUGACUUCCAUGCGUUUCACGGACAUGGUGGUCUUGUAUCCAACCCCCCUGAUUGCUGUAGCCUCUACCUCACGCUGCAUCACCAUCUGGGAAUUGCUAGAUGAAAUCUUGGACCGGAAGUAUGACAUCGUGGAGAUGAAUGCCAUUCCCACCUGCUUAGACUUCUGGGCUAAACUUCCAUCUGGGGACCACAGUGUCCUGAUUUGGGGCGACUCGGCCGGGGAUGUAUACUGCCUGUCCUUAAAUGUCAUCUCGAAAAUCAACAUGUUCGUCAAGGAAGAAACGCGCGAGAAACCUACCCGAGUCUCCUUAGACGACUUCAUGAAUGACAGAGGUUACGGUCGUUCAGUGGUGGCCAUAGCGAUCCGCGAGGUAGACGAGCAUAUCAUCUCCGUGGAGAAAAGCCAUGCCGUCAGCGUCCACAGCUUAAAGAGUCAAGUAUGCGUGCAACGGUUCGCUGGCGGUGACUUGCUAAAGCUGGGCAAAAAUCCCGUCUCAAGCAGUUUCUACAACCCCGUGUCCAGCAGGUUUCUGAUGGCCACGACGGUGUUGGUCAAACUUGGCCCCGAUCAAACUGUGAAUGUACCCCAAGUGGGCUCGUCUUCAAAAGCAGCCGUCGGCGUGGUUUACAGCCCUAUGUACGAAAGAGUCAUCUGCGCUUGUCGCGAAGGCAUUAUAUCGAUGUGGGAUGUCCAUGAUGGACUCCUUAUCAUGCAACUUCGACACGUCAGCUCACGCGCUUUAGAGGAAACAGACUACGAACCAAAUUACAACAAGAUGGAAGUCACAGCCUUCAUCAUGGAAAAUACAGGUCAACGCUUAGUGACAGGGGCCAGCGAUGGAACGAUCAACUUGUGGAACAUCUCCACUGGCGUGCUCAUCAACGCCUACUGCCUUCCUGAUCCGGUCAUCGUCAGCGCAUUUGCUAUCGACAAGUUAACUGUUUACGCAGCUGGCGGGGACAGAAUGGUUUACUUUUUUAACAUGGACGAUAAGAACAAUGAAUCUCUGCGGCACCUCUGGCCCGUGCACAAGGAGGAUAUCAUGUGUAUGACAAUACUCAACUCAGGCCUAGUGACCACCGCCUCGACAGACGGGGACAUCGUCAUCGUGGACCGAGAGAUUAUGCAGAUCGUCUGCAAGCUUAAUCCGUGCCAAAGUCGUUUCCCAUUUCUAAUUACCAGUGCACGCCCAGUAAAACGCCCUUCUCUCGAGCAAUUAUCGGCCAUUGAAGGACAACAGCCUGCAGACCAAACUUCACUCGACUUGCCGGACACAUAUUUCGACGUGUUGAAAGGCGAGUACGUGAGUCGCUCGGAGAGUGACAGACUUUUCUGGUCCUACGACAACUCCGUCGAUGUUUUGUUGUAUCUUGAGCUCCGCCAGCUGCACGACAAGAACACGGCAGUCUUGGUGACCGCAGGGAGCGAAGGCUGGAUUCGAGCUUGGUCCCUUCACAAACUGGGUGGAUUGCAAGGUCAGUUCUGCGCCACAUCAGAUCUUGGUGAAUCGGUGUUGGCCAUGACGACUGACCCUCAAAACGAGUUUCUCAUUAGCGCCGACACACGAGGCUACGUUAAGGUGUGGGACCUGCUCCUCUACUGCAACGGAUCUGUCGAAUCUGUCUUUUCUGAUGAAAGCCGAAACAAGCGAAACGAGAUGCUCUUAAAAAAAUUCAUCUUUCUGAAACAUUCAUUCUUCAGAGACGAGGCAGCAGAAGGCAAGUACGACCCACACAAGAGACCGCCCCCACUGGCCUCUGAACCAGAGUCCACACUGAAGAUUCCACGACUGUUGAAUGUGUUCAGAGCCCACUCCUGCCCCAUCACCUGUAUUACAUACGUGGCCGACCGCGAGCUGAUCAUCACUGGAGACUUAGAGAAAAUGGUGCGUCUAUGGCUGUUGAGCGGCGUUUAUAUCGGUACCUGCGGCGAAGCCUGGUCCGGCCUCAUCAGUCCACAGAGGACUAUGUAUCGACAGCGGAAGCUUCCUCUCAGCCUGCGGCGGUGCGCGUCAUCGCGGACGUUCGUGUCGUGCAUGGAGGACACAUGGCGGAGCUCUGGCAGCGCGCUAUGAGUGUCCUCCAGUCCUAUAUUCGCCGCGGAUGUAAAGCGCUAAUAACCUCCGAGCAAAGUUUGGUGAUCGAAGAGAAGGAGGAGCCAAGCGACAAUAAUGAUGUGGAUGUUAUGAGCGUUGCACCGAUUGAUCAAUCUGACCCCAGGAAGAGUCACAUACUGGGGUCAACGUUCAAACCUAACCUACACUACAAGAAACGCCCCUUUAUAGACCUGCCUCAGGGCCAGUUUCUUGGCUUUCGUCACCUCACCAUACAUGACCUUGACGAAAACAUCCCAUCCACUAAACCGCAAACGAAGACACGAAAAAUC
Messenger RNA from Pomacea canaliculata, 3694 nucleotides. RefSeq names its product WD repeat-containing protein on Y chromosome-like. Bases 810 to 3383 code for a protein of 857 amino acids. The transcript is spliced from 12 exons. Gene Ontology annotation, molecular function: protein binding. NCBI's taxonomy places the organism in Eukaryota, Metazoa, Mollusca, Gastropoda, Architaenioglossa, Ampullariidae. The record is from RefSeq and is a predicted model, not a curated record.